AUGAUUUGUGGGGGCCGCAGCUGUUCGGCACGGCGUGCCCCUAGCAAAGUCCGUGUUUCGAUUGGGGAUUGGGCGUACGAAGGUGAGUCUGCCGGGUGGGAGGACGCCCCCCCGUGCUGCGAAAGGAAGGAACGUGCGCGUGUUGCAACCAAGAUUUUGUUGCCUGGAUGGCCUGUGUUUUCACAUUCGCUUUCGUCACAGGGUCCCAUGGCUCCCUGGAGUGGCUUUUGGCGGAGGGGCAGAGAUGGGGCCCACCCCAUCAUGGCCCCAGGGGACCAGGACUGUUUGAGAGGGGGGGAUGUUUUUAUGCCCGUACAUUUUAUUUGGGUUCGAGAGGGGGAGUGCGGGAUUGGGUUCCUGUAUGAUAUCGGCGACUCCGACGUCCAGGCGAAUAAAUUUCUGCAACAAAUCAUGAACGGCGAUUCCAGUCUCGCUUCUGCAGAGGCGUCCACCGAGUGGCAGAGAGUUGCCUCAGGAGCGACCAAAUGCAUGUUGCCAGUCUGUGGGGGACUCAGGUAUUGA
Molecule: messenger RNA, 522 nt
Organism: Ostreobium quekettii
Lineage: Eukaryota; Viridiplantae; Chlorophyta; Ulvophyceae; Bryopsidales; Ostreobiaceae
Source: the annotation of a GenBank genome assembly